AUGUCUGAUCCAUUUAAUGAUUAUUCUCAAAAUAAUGAUACCAAUUCCGAUUACCAAACAACCACAUUAUCUUGUAGUGUUCCAAUACUUUCAAUUUUAGCUACUGUUUUUGGAUGGAUUGGAGGAAUUAUUAUUUUCUUCCUUGAAAAGCAAAAUGUUUAUGUUCGUGCUGUUGCUCUUCAAUCUUUCAUUGUUAAUGGUAUUAUUUUUAUGAUUACUCUUUUCUUCCUUAUUUUCUAUUGGGCUGGAGUUUUCUUCGUUGUUUGUUUCUGGAUUAUGUUUGUUAUUGCAAUUUUAGUAAUAAUUGUUCUUGUUGUUCUUGCAUUUAUCAAAGCCAAAUCAGGUGUAUUCCUUGGAAUUCCCUUCCUUGACAAAUGGAUCCUUAAAGUUGCUAAUCACUAAAUUAUUCUCUUUAGUUAAUUGAAUCUCAAUU
This is a messenger RNA of Entamoeba histolytica HM-1:IMSS, 433 nucleotides long. RefSeq lists its product as uncharacterized. The coding region runs from base 1 to 402 and encodes 133 amino acids. NCBI's taxonomy places the organism in Eukaryota, Evosea, Mastigamoebida, Endamoebidae. The transcript has a single exon. The record is from RefSeq and is a predicted model, not a curated record.